Molecule: messenger RNA, 2225 nt
Organism: Pseudo-nitzschia multistriata
Lineage: Eukaryota; Bacillariophyta; Bacillariophyceae; Bacillariales; Bacillariaceae
Source: the annotation of a GenBank genome assembly
CCAUUUCAUUCCAUUCCAAUCCGUUCCGUUCUUGACAUUCGAAACCGCACCAACUACUCUAGACCAGCACGGUGUCGACAGCCCACCGCCACCAUGUACACGAAACUCCCCGUCAUGAUGAUGAACAAGAACGACUACACGGAGAUCAGCGAGGACCACCCCGGGGCCUACGGCAAGGGCCAGGAGUCGGUAGGAACCUCGGCGAACCUCGCCCGCGAGCGACGGAACCGAAACCGGUUCUGGGACGCCGGGUCCUUCUUCCGAUCGUGGUCCCUGAUGAAGGUGGUGAUGCUGGCCAUGGUGGUCCUGCUGCUGGCCAUCAUCGUCUUCCAGGGCGUCGAGGAGCACAGCUACAGCGAGCACGAGUGGCUGGAGGAGCAGGAGGAGGCCCAGGUACGGGAGUACAAGGCGGCCCUCUCGAACGCCGAGACCAGCGCCAAGCGCAGGUCCUUUGUCCACCGCGAGGCGGGCAAGAUCCCCAUGCCCUCCGGGGUCAACCUGGGCUCCUGGCUCUCCCUGGAGGACUAUUUCUUUGCCGGCCCGCACAACGCCAUCGAGGUGGCCACCCCCGGGCAGGGGGCCGGGGCAAAGAAGGUUGCGGCCUGCCUGCCUCCGCUGCACGUGGGCUCUUCCACCGGUCCGAAGUGGCACAGCGAGACGGACCUCUUUCGGAGCCUCAUGGACCCGAUUGCCACAAAGGGCGGGAGCGUGGCCCACGCGAUUCGGGUCUUUGCGGCCCACCGGACGGCCUUUGUCGACCUGGAAACCGAUCUGGAGCGGGUGGCCUCGCUGGGGAUCACCACGGUGCGGGUCCCCAUGAGCUGGUGCUGGACCGACAGCGAUCCACGGACCACCGAUCUGUCCUCCCUGACCGACGAGGAGCUUCUGGAGCGAUUCGCGUGCGAGGAUCCCUUCUUCCAGAACGGGGCAGGCAGCGACGGUGACAGCGGCAGCCAGCCAAAGCUGCCGAUGCUCUGGCCGGCAAUUCCCAAGGCCCUGGUCGAGGACCUGCUGAGGGCCUGUGCCAGGGCGGGGAUCAAGGCCUCCCUGGACGUCCACACGCUCCCGGGGGGGACCUCGAUCGGGACCUUCUCGGGGGUGUGGCCCAACUGGCCGAGGUUCUGGACACACGGCGGGGACGGGGUGGAAGAGGACGGCCAUCCUGCCGGGACGAGGGGCUUUGGAGUCGGCCACGAGCUGUUUCGGACCCUCGUGGCGUGGAUGGAGGACCUGAGCGUCCGGGACCCCCUGGCCUUUUCGGGGCUGAGGGGCAUCUCCCCGAUGAACGAGCCGGCCCACCUGGCCGGGAAUUUCGGGGAAAGCGACCCCGACAACUUCCUGCCGCCGCUCCCGCCGGGCCUCGCCGCGGGUUUUCGGGAGGGCCUCGGCGGGGGGCUCCCCGACGGGUCGCACCUCCGGGUAUUGUACUGGUUCCACCGGACCAUCACCAUCUUUCGGGAAUCGAGGCUCCCGGCCCUCGGCGUCGAGCUCCAGGCAAACAUCAUCGAGAGCAUCUUUCCGUGGCUGGCCCCCGACGGGGCCAGCGAGCUGGAGGACGGGAUGCUCAAGCUCGGGGCGAUCGCCGAGUGGUGGUGCCCGGAGGGUCCAAAGGGGAAGAAGAACGGCGUCACCGCCACUACCACCGCGGAGGAGCGGUCGACCUGGGCCGUCCUGGACAUCCACCACUACCACGCCUGGUCCUCGGUGUGCUCCGGUACGGUGGACGGCCAGGACUCGGCCUAUGCCUGCAGCGACGCGGACCGCCGGGGGGAGGUCCUGGGGGAGUGCACCCGGUUUGCCGGGGUCUACCGGGAGGCGAUCGACAAGCAAUGCGGCGCCGCCCGCAGCAGGUCCAAGCCGGCCGCCUCGUCGGCCACCGCCAGGCUCAUGAGCGCCGAGUUCUCCGCGGCCUCCCACCACUCGGUCCGGCGGGCCUGCAACGACCUCGGCAGCCUGCGGGACUCCUACGCGCGGCAGGUCACGGCCGCCGAGGCGGCGGGCGUCGAGCUCUUCUAUUGGAGCUACCAGAUGCCCUACGGAGGGGCCUUUCGGAGGGCCUGGAGCUUCCGGGAGCUCAUGUACGGCCUGGGGGUCCUGGACCGGCCCGACGCCCCCCUCUUCGACUGCGACUCCGGCCUGGCCUACGACCCGGACCUCCCGCCGUAGCCGAGACGAAAGGAGACGAAGCGAAACGAAGCGAAACGAAACGGAAAGUCCAGAUCCCC